Messenger RNA from Diaporthe citri, 2580 nucleotides. RefSeq lists its product as uncharacterized. Gene Ontology annotation, molecular function: protein binding. The transcript has 3 exons. Gene Ontology annotation, cellular component: kinesin complex. The record is from RefSeq and is a predicted model, not a curated record. Bases 1 to 2580 code for a protein of 859 amino acids. NCBI's taxonomy places the organism in Eukaryota, Fungi, Ascomycota, Sordariomycetes, Diaporthales, Diaporthaceae.
AUGUCUGGCAUUGUGGCCCUUGCAGAUCUAGGUUCCAACGCUGUGGACCUCUUUCGCAAAGUCGAGAAGGCUCUCAAAGAGAGCGCUGAUACUGCAUGGCCCGAUGAUCUAUUGGUAGCGGAAUCAGAGAGAUUCGAACUCUGGGCUGCAAACAUGGGACUCUUCGUUGCGGGCCAUGGCUCUCUGGACUACCGUGUUCGGGAAGCCGAGAGGCUGGCGCAGACACUUCGCAGAUUCAUGCAGGACCUGAUCAACUCGCUGGAUGACGUGUUCCAAUUGUGUUCCGGCGUCAGCCAAGAGGGUGCAUCUGGGAUGGAUGAAAGUAGCGGAAAACAUUCAGAAACAGAAAGAACGAGAGAUGAGGGUGAAGACGAAGACGGAGAAGAAGGAGAAGAAAUCGAAAUGGAACUCCUGUUAGACGGCGUACGAGAUCCUAUCAACAGACUCUUCAAGGUGUCCACGAAAAUACGAAACCCUUCCACCCGACUUGGAUCUUCCAGGGCUACCAACUACCGACAGAUAGACGAGGAUACUGGAGUCGAUUUUCUUGAAGCUAUUAAGGAAGCUGAUUUGGACUACGUCUCUUCGAUAUUCCUAGAGUAUCGAAAGGUCAGGGCUUGUGAAGAAAAUCAUCCUGCGGAGCCACCUGGAGGGCCAUCAGGAGAAAACGACGAUGCAGUGUGGGAGCCAAUCAGGACUGUCUUAAUCCAGGAACAAGAGCGGCAAAGGACUGGUGUCAAUUCUUACCUUAUCGAACGCAUUGCGCAGGCAAAUGGUCGCCGCCGACAGCAAUUUGCGUAUUGGGCCAGACACCGGGACAAACUCGAUAAACACACAAAAUCGUACCAGGCUCAAAAGACGCAAUUUCGAACUGCACAGCCACACCGAGCUGGAGAGUACACCCCAGGUGCUGUUACGUCUGUUACGACUGCCACCAGACUUGACGUCGCACGUCUCGAGGUAUCGGAUAACCUCUCGAGCUGGACCCUCUCGGAAUAUGCCCCGUCAACACGGCAAGCCGCCCAUGCGCCUGUUGACUUCCCUCCGGCGCCGAAGAGGUCGCGCAAUACACCCUCGGACAAGUUCUUCGAGUGUCCUUACUGCUUCUUCUUGUGUCCCAAGGAAAUCCUGGCCGAUAAAGCGUGGAAAGCUCAUCUCAUACACGAUCUGCGCCCUUACAUCUGCACAUACGAGGACUGUAAGAACCCAACGCAGCUAUAUGACAGCCGGCAGGACUGGGUGCAGCAUGAGAAUUCGGAACACCGCAAGGUUUGGAGGUGUCUAGAGCACUCAGACCAAGUCUUCAAGACGCUGGAACCAUAUAAACGCCAUCUCCAAGGACAGCAUAGAGGAUCGAUUAGCGGUGAAGCAUCUUCAAUCCGCAUCAUCCAAGCCAGUGAAUCAGUUUCCGAUAUCCUAGGUCGGGCCUGUCCCAUCUGCAUGGUGGAGCUGGAUACAACCAGAGCAAUGGAAAGCCACAUUGCGCUACAUUUGGAAAGAUUUGCCCGUUUUUCUUUGCCCAGGUCUGUUAUCAACGACGAUGACGGCUCCAACGCGGACUCGGAUAGAGCAAAUAGAGUGGAAGAGGAGGGUUCUCGCGAUGAUGACUUUGAGGGCGGUUUCGAGCUUCACAGCGAUAUAGAUGCCAGCGAAGCUCAAGUGACAGGGCAUCCUUCGGAAAGUGGUUGCUCAAGCACACCACACGGGGUUGAGACGACCGAGGGCAUACUCCAAGCCUUCCAACCCUUCGACGAUGACGAUGACCUUAGUAGUGAAAUUGGCCAGGCUCAACACGAAGUCCAGCAGACUACCGAAGAUGAGGCAAGCUCUGAUGACUUUGAGGUGGGUAAGUGGUGCACUGAUCCCGAAAAGUAUAACGAGGUCGAGCGGAGUUACCGGGAGGCAGUAGAGCAGAGUGAGAAGACGCUGGGUCGCGAGCAUCCCGAUACCUUGGAACGUAUGAGCCGACUGUCGCUCUUACUAUUCGGCCAGAUGAAAUACGAGGACGCCGAGCAGAUAGAUCGGGAGUCGCUGGAACGGAGGGAGAAAGUGCUGGGCCGCGAGCAUCCUCAUACUUUGGAUAGUAUGCACCAGCUGGGGGCUUCAUUAUCCGAACAGAACAAGAACAUGGAGUCUGAGCAGGUGGAACGGGAGACAGCAGAGCUGAGGGAGAAGGUGCUUGGCCGUGAGCAUCCCAGGACGCUCAGCAGUAUAUUCAACCUAGCGCUGACGCUUUACAAAAUGGGCCGAUAUGAAGAGUCCGAGGAGCUGAACGUGGAAGUGCUGGAGACUCGCAAGCGGACACUGGGGCAUGCCCAUCGUGACACACUCACGAGUAUGAACAACCUAGGGUUAACACUUGGGAAGCUAGGCAAACUGGAAGAGUCCGAGAGGUUGUUUGCGCAGGCGACGGAGAUGAGUAAGCAGGAACUUGGGUCUGACCAUCCCAAUACGGUCCAAAGUAUGUUCAACAUGGCGGGUUUGUUUUGGGAUCAAGCCAGAUUUGAAGAGGCUGAGAAGCUGGACAUGGAACUCUCACCUGGCACCGUCAAGGACGUAUCGCUGAGGCUAUCGCCUUGA